AUGUUUUAUCAGUGUUUAGGAUUGCUACUCGUGGUGUCCAUUAGUGCAGUACCACUGCCUGAAGAAGUGGAUUAUAGUGGAGAAAUUCCGAACUGUCGUGAUGGUGGAAAACCUCUGCUAGCCGCAGAUAUUGGAGUUCAUACAUGUGACAAAAAUUGUCCGGAAGGAUUUCGAUGUGAAUAUAAAACAACGGAUGAUACUACAAGGAAAGGUGUAGUGAAUAUUUCUUAUACUGAAAGCUAUUGA
Molecule: messenger RNA, 246 nt
Organism: Loa loa (African eye worm)
Lineage: Eukaryota; Metazoa; Nematoda; Chromadorea; Rhabditida; Onchocercidae
Exons: 2
Coding region: 1-246 (81 amino acids)
Source: RefSeq, a predicted model, not a curated record